This is a messenger RNA of Linum trigynum, 1899 nucleotides long. The record is from the annotation of a GenBank genome assembly. NCBI's taxonomy places the organism in Eukaryota, Viridiplantae, Streptophyta, Magnoliopsida, Malpighiales, Linaceae.
CUUUAAUAAUUAAUACCAUUCCUAAACAAUAACCAAAACCGACUAACAAACUCAUAAUAAUGAUAAUGAUAAUGGGCGGCCGAAAUUGAUAAUGCAUCAGAAGUCUAAUGUUCCAAUCUCGAUGAUCCCAUUUGUUCUGUUAAGUAUAUGGUGUCUGGAACUGUGCAAACUUCAAGCCCAUGUAAUAUGUAUGAUGGUUUUUGUUUUAGAAGGUAUAUCUUAGUAAACGGUAUAUGAUUGGACAUCUCCCAACAACUCGAGUUAUUGAGAUGAAUUAGUUCUUGACAUGGUAUUAGAACUGGUUUGUUCUUGAGGUCAUGUGUUCAAGUUCUCACGACCCCAAUAUUAAUUGUUGUCUUAAACCACAUCGUAUGGAAAGGCGUGUGCAAACUUCAAACUCAUACAACUUUCGUUUACUGAGAUAGUGUAAUGAAGUUUUUAAGUAACCUCUUGGGUUUACUUUUAUUUACAGGGCGUGUAAUGAAAUUAUUUGUAACAAAUUUUCAGAUGUGGCGAGCGGCAGUGACGGAGAUGGUAGCAACGGCGUGUCUCGAAUUCACCCUAACUACCACCUUAAUCUCCUGCUUCGAAUCGGGCCAAACCGACCCGAAACUUCUCGUUCCGGUUGCCAUCUUCAUCGCCGGCUACCCCCUCCUCCUCGCCACGGUCCCUCUCACCGGCGGCCACAUGAACCCGGUCUUCACCUUCGCCGCCGCCCUCAAAGGUGUCGUCUCCGUCGUCCGCGCCGCGUCCUACUUCGCCGCCCAGUUCCUCGGCGCGUUGAUCUCCUUCGCCGUCGUCAAGGCCACGAUGGACCGCGGAACCGCCGAUAAGUACCAGCUGGGCGGCUGCGUCGUCAACGGCGGCGGACCCGGAUCCGGGGUCGGCGCCGGGACGGCUCUGGCGCUGGAAUUCACGUGCACUUUUGUGCUGCUGUACGUGGCGAUGCCGAUUUUCGAGCGGCGGAGGGAGCUGGGGCUGCCGACGGUGUGCGCGGCGGUGGCGGUGGCUUAUGGGCUGGUGGUUUAUGUUUCGAUUACCGUGACGGGCCGAUCCGGGUAUUCCGGAGUGGGCUUGCACCCGGCGAGGUGUUGGGCUGCCGCUGUGCUGUUUAAGGGCCCGUUGUGGGAGGCCCAUUGGGUGUUUUGGUUGGGCCCGUUUCUAGCUUGUCUUGUUUACCAUGCGUUCAGUUUGGCUUUACCGAGGGAAGAACUCGAGAAAGGAGACGAACUUGAGGAGGAGCAUAAUGGUCGUCAUUUGGACAAAUUUCAAAGCGAUAAUUUAAAGGAUUUUGAAGUUAGUGAUUUUUAAGAAUAGCGUGAUUGCGAGACCAACAAAUGUCAAACUAGUAAUAUGAACUUGUAACCUUAACAUAUUGGUUUGAAGGAUUUCGAAGUUAGUGCUUUUUAAGAAUAACGUGAUUGCGAGACCAACAAGUUUAAAAGCUAGUAACUAUGAACUUGUGACCUUAACAUGUUGCCCAACUAAUAGUUAUUUGGAUCAUGUUGUGAUAAAAUGAUAAUCAUUGAAUUACAAGUUAGUCUCAUCUAUGAGUUCAUCGUAGUUAGUACGAAGUGAUUAAAUUUGUAGCACUCUAACCUUAUAACCUGUGAUUAUGUCGCAGCCCCAAUUCAUAGCACAAGUUAUCUGGAUCAUGUUGUGAUAGAAUGAUAAUCAUUGAAUUACAAGUUAGUCUCAUCUAUGAGUUCAUCGUAGUUAGUACGAAGUGAUUAAAUUUGUAGCACUCUAACCUUAUAACUAUAACUUGUGAUUAUGUCGCGGCACCAAUUUAUAGCACAAGAUAAUAACUAAUCUCUUCUUCUUGAUACGAAGGUAAACAAAAAAUUACGAGACCUAUAAAAUUAGUACUACAAUCAUAUAUAAAUUUUUAAGGUUAAU